AUGGCGUUUUCAAUGCGUUUUAGUACGGAUCACCAAACUUUCUCAUAUACUCUUAUUGAGUGCUUAUACAAACCUAAUCCCAGAAAUGCAAAUACUGUUUGCUACAGUGUCAACGGACAAGUUAUUGAUAUUGAUACCUGUUCUACAUUUAGUACAAAAACAAGAGAGUGUCAAAGGGGAGAUAAAGCUUUACCAUCAGGUGAUUACACAAGAGGAAUAGAUAUGGAUGCUCUGAAAAAACUUUUCACAACCAAAGAAGCUAUAAAGAUAGCUUGCAAAUCAACUAACAAAGAAAAAUACAGAGCCGCAGCAGUAUGUAUAGCUGAUUCUUAUCGACAUUGUGCUGAUAAUGAUUUUAAAACCUUGAUACUAACUGGUGAGAAGUAUGGAGAAGCUAUUGAUUUUGCAUGUGAUAAUGAGACCGCCGAUCAUAUUUUGAAUUGUUUGAGUGAUUCCUACAAUGACUGUACCGCAAAUAAGAUUGCUAGAGGAAGUUACACAACAUCAAUUGACAGAUCAAAACCAUUCUCUGACUAUAAGGAAUAUUAUUGUGGAGUUGCGCAGAUUGAAGAAGAAUGUGCACGAGAUGAUAUUGAUGUACAAGAAUGUUUAGACACUGGAACUUAUGAUAAAUUUGUACAACUGAGAAAUAUUUUAAGACCAACAGCUUGUGGUGCAUCAGCCAUAAUUUUCACAGCUUCUUUACUAUUUGCCUCCCUUAUUGCUUCCCUUUUCCAUUAA
Lottia gigantea (owl limpet) is the source of this 741-nucleotide messenger RNA. RefSeq lists its product as hypothetical. NCBI's taxonomy places the organism in Eukaryota, Metazoa, Mollusca, Gastropoda, Lottiidae. The record is from RefSeq and is a predicted model, not a curated record. The transcript is spliced from 5 exons. The coding region runs from base 1 to 741 and encodes 246 amino acids.